GGGGCGGUGUUAUUAACAACGACCGAUCUUCUUCUCCUCGGGAUCGGGGUUUUCUUUCUCUUCCGGUUGUCGUCUGUUCGUGUGGCAGAUAGAUAAGAGUCGAUAUGGCCAAGUCAAAGAACCACACAACCCACAAUCAGUCUCGUAAAGCCCACAGAAAUGGAAUCAAGAAGCCCACAUCUCAGCGCUACGAGUCGUUGAAGGGGGUUGACCCUAAGUUCCUGAGGAACAUGCGCUUUGCCAAGAAGCACAACAAGAAGGGCAUGAAGGCAGCGCGCAAGGCAGCAGCAGUCCAGGCGAAAUAAGCUGUCACUUGACCUAAUAAAGCAAUGCUUUGAUAACAU
Messenger RNA from Cynoglossus semilaevis (tongue sole), 344 nucleotides. It is a transcript of the gene rpl29, whose product is annotated as ribosomal protein L29. Lineage: Eukaryota; Metazoa; Chordata; Actinopteri; Pleuronectiformes; Cynoglossidae. Gene Ontology annotation, biological process: cytoplasmic translation. Gene Ontology annotation, cellular component: cytosolic large ribosomal subunit; ribosome. Gene Ontology annotation, molecular function: structural constituent of ribosome. Bases 105 to 305 code for a protein of 66 amino acids. The transcript has 4 exons. The record is from RefSeq and is a predicted model, not a curated record.